Messenger RNA from Drosophila takahashii, 871 nucleotides. RefSeq names its product eukaryotic translation initiation factor 4E6 (gene eIF4E6). Gene Ontology annotation, biological process: translational initiation. The record is from RefSeq and is a predicted model, not a curated record. Gene Ontology annotation, molecular function: RNA 7-methylguanosine cap binding; translation initiation factor activity. Gene Ontology annotation, cellular component: cytoplasm; eukaryotic translation initiation factor 4F complex. Lineage: Eukaryota; Metazoa; Arthropoda; Insecta; Diptera; Drosophilidae.
CGCCAUUCUACAUUUCGCAAUAUAAACAAUAAUAUACAAUAUUUCCAAAUAAAGCGCAAUAAUUUCCAGAGAUAAGGAAUUGAAUUAGUGAACAAUGCGUUACUAAGGACAACUCAGCAAUACUCCUAAAACCAAAGGUUUUCCAAAAUGGAAAAUGUAUUAAAUUCCUACGCCAUGACGAAAUCGAAGGUGGGGAACCCCCCGAAAAAACACAAGCUUCAGAACGAAUGGACCCUUUGGCUGGUGGAGUACGAUCCCAAAAGGUCGUGGGAGGAUAUGCUGAGCAAGAUUGAGACCUUCAACACCGUCGAGGACUUUUGGGGACUUUAUUACCGCAUCGAACAGCCUUCGAAGCUCGAUAAGGGCUCUGAUUAUAUGCUCUUCAAGAAGCAUAUUCCACCCAUGUGGGAGGAUCCGGCCAAUAUAAAUGGCGGUCGCUGGAUAAUCACACUUCCCAAGACGCACACAACCGAUCUGGACAUCAUUUGGCUGGACUUUCUGCUUUGUCUGAUUGGCGAGGCCUGCGACAACUGCGAUCAGAUCUGUGGAGCUUCGGUUAGGAUCCGCAAAAAGGUCAAUAAGAUCUCCCUCUGGACCAAUGACGGCAAGGACGAGGAGGCUGUCCUGGAAAUUGGUCACAAACUCCUCGAAGUCGUGCGCUUUGGAGGCCACAAAAUUCUGCAGUAUCAGGAGCACAUGAAGGAGAGAUUGGGUUCCGAACUAUCACAUAUUUUGAAUAUUGGACAAAGAUCUUAGGAGCUUUACUCGCAAGGCUUAUGUUAAUGUAUAUACCUACGUACAUAUAUCUCAAGAUUAUACAAUUUAUUUAUAGAAAUUUAAACAUAUUAAUUAUUGUAGUAAUAUGUAACUU